AUGGUCAACCAAGCGAGUCGCGCGCUAGCGAGCCGUAUCAUUGACGCGGCGCACAAAAAAGAGGCGGCGGGCUGGUAUUUGACGAGCGCUCCGCGCCAAGGCGCGCUGCGUCGCUAUGGCGCGGGCUGCACGGCGCGAGGGUCGAACGCGGUGGCGUGCGCGAGGGCCCUCCCCUGUGGUAGCGGGAGAGCGGCGGCCUUAGGAAUGGCAUGUUGGUAA
Chondrus crispus (carragheen) is the source of this 219-nucleotide messenger RNA. RefSeq lists its product as hypothetical. The coding region runs from base 1 to 219 and encodes 72 amino acids. The record is from RefSeq and is a predicted model, not a curated record. NCBI's taxonomy places the organism in Eukaryota, Rhodophyta, Florideophyceae, Gigartinales, Gigartinaceae. The transcript has a single exon.